AAGCCCGCUUAAUUCCACGCACCUCGGCCGCCGCCUCCUGUUGUCCACAACUCAAACACGUCUUGGCUUCCUCUUCUCCACAACACACAAAACCUGUCGACACUCACUUCCUCUUCACCGCAGCCAUGUCUUACUCCACUCUUGCUUCACCCUCCACUUCCUUCCUCAACGACACCACCACCACUAAGAAGGAUUUGGGUCUCUCUGCUUUUUCUUCCACAUUUCAGCGAUGCAGGAGAUCAGUCUCCAAGAAAUCCUGCUCCGUCAUGGCCCCAUCGGAGCGGAAGCCAGCCACUACUGGCUCGGUCAAGACUGGAAUGACAAUGACCGAGAAGAUAUUGGCAAGGGCUUCUGAGAGAACCCAUUUGAGCCCUGGUGACAAUGUUUGGGUUAACAUUGAUGUUUUGAUGACCCAUGAUGUGUGUGGCCCUGGUUCGUUUGGAAUCUUCAAGAAAGAGUUUGGCCAGAAUGCUAAGGUUUGGGACCGAGAAAAGAUUGUGAUCAUACCUGACCAUUAUAUAUUCACUACUGAUGAGCGUGCAAACCGUAAUGUGGAUAUAUUGAGGGAUUUCUGCACGGAGCAGAACAUUAAGUACUUUUAUGAUAUCAAGGAUCUUGGCAACUUUAAGGCUAACCCGGAUUACAAGGGGGUAUGCCAUGUUGCUCUUGCUCAAGAAGGUCAUUGCAGGCCUGGAGAGGUGCUACUAGGUACAGAUUCUCACACCUGUACCGCCGGAGCAUUUGGACAAUUCGCUACUGGAAUCGGGAACACUGAUGCAGGUUUCGUAUUGGGCACUGGCAAGCUUUUACUCAAGGUGCCUCCAACUCUGAGAUUCGUGCUGGAUGGUGAAAUGCCUGACUAUUUGCUUGCCAAAGACUUAAUUUUGCAAAUUAUUGGUGAAAUCUCUGUAGCCGGUGCAACAUAUAAAGCUAUGGAGUUUGUUGGCAGCACUGUUGAAAGCUUAAGUAUGGAAGAGAGGAUGACAUUAUGCAACAUGGUUGUUGAAGCUGGGGGUAAAAAUGGUAUCGUCCCUGCUGAUAGCACUACAUACAAGUACCUUGAGGAUAAAACGUCAGUACCGUAUGAACCUGUGUACAGCGAUGAUAAAGCAAGAUUUCUUACUGAGUACAGAUUUGAUAUCUCAAAAUUGGAGCCGUUGGUGGCAAAGCCUCAUUCUCCAGAUAACCGUGCUUUAGCAAGAGAAUGCAAAGAUGUGAAAAUUGACAGAGUGUAUAUUGGAUCUUGUACUGGUGGGAAAACAGAGGAUUUUAUGGCUGCUGCUAAAGUUUUUCUGGCUUCAGGCAAGAAGGUCAAAGUACCCACUUUUCUUGUACCUGCUACACAAAAGGUUUGGAUGGACGUGUACAGCCGUCCGGUGCCAGGAUCUGGUGGAAAGACUUGCUCACAGAUAUUUGAGGAAGCUGGUUGUGACACACCUGCAAGUCCCAGUUGUGGUGCUUGCUUGGGUGGUCCCAAGGACACAUAUGCUCGCUUGAAUGAACCGCAGGUAUGUGUCUCUACUACAAACAGAAACUUCCCAGGCAGAAUGGGCCACAAGGAAGGCCAGAUAUAUCUUGCUUCACCAUAUACAGCUGCAGCAUCAGCCUUGACCGGUUAUGUGACCGACCCAAGAGAGUUUUUGCAGUAAGCGUGAUGUCGUCAAAGAUCAGUUCUAGUUUCUUAUGACUUGUCUGGUGUUAGUUAGGUAGCAGAAAUUAAAAGGAAAUAAUGGGUCAUCACACCCAUCCCGAUGGUUAUGUAUGCUGUGAUUAUCAGGUCAGUACCAUCUGUAUUCUGUGAAUUGUGAGUGUGAGUGCAUAGAAUGAUCUUAGUCCAGAAAAUGGGGCAUCUAUCUAUGGAACAUAAUUUGACAAAUUUUGUAUGAUUUUCAUUGGAUAGAAUAACAUCCUUGUUUCUC
Molecule: messenger RNA, 1919 nt
Organism: Fragaria vesca subsp. vesca
Lineage: Eukaryota; Viridiplantae; Streptophyta; Magnoliopsida; Rosales; Rosaceae
Product: 3-isopropylmalate dehydratase-like
Exons: 15
Coding region: 126-1649 (507 amino acids)
Biological process (GO): amino acid biosynthetic process
Molecular function (GO): 4 iron, 4 sulfur cluster binding; 3-isopropylmalate dehydratase activity
Source: RefSeq, a predicted model, not a curated record